Heteronotia binoei (common prickly gecko) is the source of this 2751-nucleotide messenger RNA. RefSeq names its product mannosidase alpha class 1C member 1 (gene MAN1C1). Bases 78 to 1955 code for a protein of 625 amino acids. Gene Ontology annotation, molecular function: calcium ion binding; mannosyl-oligosaccharide 1,2-alpha-mannosidase activity. Gene Ontology annotation, biological process: N-glycan processing; carbohydrate metabolic process. The record is from RefSeq and is a predicted model, not a curated record. Gene Ontology annotation, cellular component: Golgi membrane; extracellular exosome; endoplasmic reticulum. The transcript has 12 exons. Lineage: Eukaryota; Metazoa; Chordata; Lepidosauria; Squamata; Gekkonidae.
GGUCGCAUCCCGGCGGCGGCGACGGCUCGUGGGGCAGCGCCUUCCCCCUGGGCUCCCGCCGGCCUCGCGGCGCUCCCAUGCUGCUGCUGCGGAAGCUGCCGGGCAUGCCGGGCUGGCCGCCGUCGGCGCUGGGGCUGCGGCUGCCGCACAAGUUCGCCGUGCUGCUCUUCCUCUCGGGCCUGCUCACGCUCUGCUUCGGCGCCCUCUUCCUCCUGCCCGACUCGUCCCGCUUCAGGCGCCUCUUCCUGCCCCGCCGCGGAGCCGACCCGGACCUCAGCCGCGGCUCGCCCCCGCCGCCGCCUCCCCCCCCGGGCUCCGACUCCGGUCGCCGCCGCCAUGCAGCGCCCAGCCCGCCCCCGCCGCUCCUCCGGGACCCCAAACUCCCGCCCGCCGCGGCGGCCAAGCGAGAGCGCCACCAACGCCGCCCGCAGGGCCCGCCCGGUGUUGGCACCGCCGCCGACCCUCUCCAGCAGCAGACCCGAGCCCCGGUCGGCUUCGACUACCGCGCUUUCCGCCACAAGCUCCGCCACCCUCUGUUGGGCAGGAGGAGAGGCGGCACCGAAGAUCCCGAACUCCGCGCCAGGAGGCUGAAGAUCAAGGAGAUGAUGAAGUUUGCUUGGGAUAACUACAAACGAUAUGCAAUGGGGAAAAAUGAACUGCGGCCCCUUACUAAGAAUGGACACAUUGGUAACAUGUUUGGAGGUCUCCGGGGAGCCACGGUGGUGGAUGCUUUAGAUACUCUGUACAUUAUGGAGCUGCAAGAAGAAUUCCAAGAAGCCAAAAAAUGGGUGGAGCACAGCUUUGACUUGAAUGUGAAUGGUGAAGCUUCUUUGUUCGAAGUGAACAUCCGCUACAUCGGAGGGUUGCUGGCUGCGUUCUACUUAACUGGCGAAGAGGUCUUCAAGAGUAAAGCUCUAGAACUGGGAGAGAAGCUUUUGCCAGCUUUUAACACACCAACGGGUAUCCCACGGGGAGUCAUAAACCUGGGCAGUGGCAUGAGCUGGAGCUGGGGAUGGGCAUCUGCGGGCAGCAGCAUUUUGGCAGAAUUUGGCAGCUUGCACCUGGAAUUCCUGCACCUCUCAGAGUUAUCUGGGAAUCCGGUGUAUGCUGAAAAGGUGAUGAAUAUCCGCAAAGUCCUGAACAGAAUCGAGAAACCACAAGGGCUCUAUCCCAACUUUCUCAGCCCAGUAACUGGGAACUGGGUACAGCACCACGUUUCCAUCGGCGGUCUUGGAGACAGUUUUUAUGAAUACCUGAUCAAAUCAUGGCUGAUGUCAGACAAGCAGGACACUGAAGCAAAAAGCAUGUAUGACCAUGCGUUAGAGGCCAUAGAAAAAAACCUGGUGAAGAAGUCUGCUGGUGGGCUAACGUAUAUUGCUGAGUGGCGAGGAGGCAUCUUGGACCACAAGAUGGGCCACCUGGCUUGCUUCUCAGGUGGCAUGAUUGCCCUCGGAGGGCAGCACACAACAGAAGAGCAGAAGCAGCACUAUAUGGAGCUGGCUGCAGAAAUAACGCGGACCUGCCAUGAGUCUUACGUGCGCUCAGAUUCCAAGCUGGGCCCAGAAGCAUUUCGCUUUGAUUCUGGCACUGAAGCAGUGGCCACCCGGCUCAGCGAUCGCUAUUACAUUCUGCGCCCUGAAGUUGUUGAAAGUUACCUGUACAUGUGGAGAUUAACACACGAUCCCAAGUACAGGCAGUGGGGAUGGGAAGUUGUUGAGGCGCUCGAGAAAUAUUGCCGAGUAGAUGCUGGUUUCUCCGGGAUCCGAGAUGUUUAUACCACCAACCCGAGUCACGACAACAUGCAACAGAGUUUUUUCCUGGCAGAGACGUUAAAGUAUCUGUAUCUUCUGUUCUGUGAAGAUGAUGUGCUGUCUCUCGAGGACUGGGUGUUCAACACUGAAGCCCAUCCGCUGCCAGUGAACCACACAGACAUUGUCCUGAAGAUGAGUGUGUAGCAGACACAGCCAGCUUCCACAGAGGGGCUCAGUGGGUCACUUCUCUCUCUCUAUCAGUUUGUUUUUCCUUUCCAAUAAAGGAAUGUGUGGUGUUCCCGGAAAGGUAUUUUGGGGGCAUUCGUCCAAUUCCGGACAGUAUUUUAUCGGGGAGUAUAAAAACUGUGAAACAAGCACCUUCUUUUUUUUCCUCUGUGAGGAACUUUACUUAGCCUGGUAAUGAGACGUUGGUUAUGGGCCAUAAUAGAGAAUCAUGAACGUUGCUUUCUACAGAGAAUUUAUAUGGAGCUCGCUGACUUUGUUUUCACGUGGCCAAAGGAUCUGGAGUUUGCCAUAAAACAGACAUGUUGUUUUUUUUGUCUUAUUUUUUUUUUUUGCCAUUUUUGGUCUCUUCCCCCCCCCCAUCUGCUUUUUAAAAAUAUAACGUUAAUUUUUGUAAUCACUUUUAUCACUUAUAUUUUGAAAAUCGCGUGCAUUCUAAAUGGACUCAGUGCCAUCACUAGAUCAAGAAGUGUCUGCAAAAUCCUGAAUCCCAAACAUCUUUUCUAUAUCACUCUUUCUUUUUUACCCCCCUGUGCUCUUUAAAACAAAAAAAGUUUACUGUCAGUUGCAUCAUGUGUGACUUUGCUUUCUAAUGUUGGAAGUUUUUGGGGGCUUGGGGGAAGCAUUUUCAUUUUUGUUUCUCUCUGUUUUUGAUUUUCAUUUGGAGCUUAAAUAUUACAAGGCACUUGUAAUGAUUUUGUUUCUGUAAUACUCAGAAAUGUGAAAUAGAAUAAAAAUUUCUGGUCUGAUAAGAAGA